CAUACUCUUCACCGCAUAUACACCUAUAAUGUGUACGGUUUAUAUUAAAAGCCAUUUUAUAUGUAAAUAGUCAUAAGACAGAAACUGAGGCUCACGGUAACGUCUAUUCUCUGUUAUUCCUAUCAACAGACAACACAUGCCACAGAAGUUAAAACACAUCGACCGUUUGGAAUAGUCAGUCUAUACAUUCUAAAGUUUGCAAAAUGGGCUCCAAAUUCCCGCUACUUAUACUAGUAGGGCCCUCUGGAGUCGGAAAAACAACGAUACACAAACGGAUUGUCCAAGACUUCCCAAACAUCUUCGAAUUCAGCGUAAGCUACACUAGCAGACCAAUAAGAAAGGGAGAAAAACACGGUGUAAACUACUACUUUGUAUCGAAUGAAGAAUUCGACCAAAUGAAACUCAAUGGAGAUUUCCUGGAACACGCCUCCUACGUUGGAUCACAAUACGGUACAUCCAUCAAGGAAAUUGAGAGGAUACGAGAAAGAGGGAAAAUACCACUCCUGGAAAUCGAAAUACAGGGGUUCAAAGUGCUACAUGACAAAGGACUGGACAUGAAAAGCGUAUUUAUCACAAUAUCCGAUUUAAAUCUGUUGAGACAAAGACUUACAGAUAGAGGACUCGACUCUGAAGAAGUUAUUCUCAGAAGACUAAACAGAGCCAGACAAGAAAUCGUAGAGUCAGAAACAUUCCCAUUCAACUAUAAAUUUGAAAAUGCCGAUCUAGAGGCAGCGUACAAGAGUCUGUGUCUCAAACUUGUGGAAUGGUAUCCGCAUAUCAAAAUAUAG
This is a messenger RNA of Theileria equi strain WA, 788 nucleotides long. Its product is annotated as guanylate kinase, putative. Gene Ontology annotation, biological process: purine nucleotide metabolic process. The transcript has a single exon. The record is from RefSeq and is a predicted model, not a curated record. NCBI's taxonomy places the organism in Eukaryota, Apicomplexa, Aconoidasida, Piroplasmida, Theileriidae. Bases 204 to 788 code for a protein of 194 amino acids. Gene Ontology annotation, molecular function: GMP kinase activity. Gene Ontology annotation, cellular component: cytosol.